Messenger RNA from Amphibalanus amphitrite, 1845 nucleotides. Its product is annotated as Fanconi anemia group J protein-like. The record is from RefSeq and is a predicted model, not a curated record. The transcript is spliced from 14 exons. Lineage: Eukaryota; Metazoa; Arthropoda; Thecostraca; Balanomorpha; Balanidae. Gene Ontology annotation, biological process: nucleotide-excision repair; double-strand break repair involved in meiotic recombination. Gene Ontology annotation, cellular component: nucleus. The annotation marks the transcript as partial. Gene Ontology annotation, molecular function: hydrolase activity, acting on acid anhydrides, in phosphorus-containing anhydrides; DNA helicase activity; DNA binding.
GUUUUCCCCACACAUAUGGAACGUAAACCUCCCCGCCCCUUUAUUAGGCCAAUGUGAAGAGGCGCUUGUAAUUCCUCCCCUUGCUACUCCAAGUUGCAUAUGUGUGGGUUUCCCCAUUUUGUCUGCACAAAGUGGCCACCGGGCUCACUUCAUGGGCCCGGCUUGCCUACCUCCUCGCGAGGCUAAAAACGAAAGUUGUGGCCACUAAAAAAAAAAAAAAAAAAAAAAAAAAAAGUGGCCGUUUAGUAAUUGAGGCAAUUACCUGCCAAGCUGCUGCGCGCCCUAACUCUUCAACAACAACAACAACGAGGCAAUUACCAAUUAGUUUUCAUAAGUGAGGGUGUCAUAUCAGCCUUCCUGAUGUUAUUACCGCCCGCAUGUCAUCAUCAAGUGCUGAACGAAUCCUGCCUUGGCCUCUGCUGCUGAAGUCCUCGCCUCUGUAUUAAGGCCGCCGCCAUGGGCCGCGACUACACAAUCAGCGGAGUGAAGGUGGCCUUCCCCGAGAACGCCUACCCCUGCCAGAUGGCCAUGAUGGCAAAGAUAAUGCAGGGUCUGAAGCGCGGUCAGAACUGCCUGCUGGAGAGCCCCACCGGCUCGGGGAAGACGCUGGCGCUGCUCUGCGCCUCGCUGGCCUGGCAGCAGGCCGAGUGUGAGAGAGUUGACGAGUACAACCGAAAACUCGACAUGGAGGAGAGAGCUCAGACCCAGGAGCUGAUGCUGCGGGAGAUUCCCCAGCUCCGGACCGACCCCGCAGCGGCAGCGGCGGCAGCAGGAGGAGCAGCCUCAGCAGCGGCGGGACUCAGUGACCCGUCACCCAGACCCGGUGCCGAGGGCGGGCCGGGAUGGACCGGUGCCGGGCCCCCGGCCGCCGCAGCCGCGCCGGGGGCAGGCUGGGACGGUGAUGAGGACGACUUUCAGACAAUGGCCGAGAAGAGACUGCGGACCGCGCCGCCGAUCGCCCCGGAUGUGUCUAUGAUGGACACAUCAAUAUCCGACGUUGGGGACGAGAAUGGACUGCAGAACGGACGAAAGAAAAGACUCAAGAAGCCGAAGAUAUAUUUCGGAACACGGACUCACAAACAAAUCGCUCAAAUCACACGGGAGCUGCGAAGAACCAACUACAAACAUGCAAAGAUGACGAUUCUGGCCAGUCGGGACCACACCUGCAUCCAUCCGGACGUGUCGCGCUCGGCCAACAAGAACGACGGCUGCCGCGACCUGCGUGACCCGCACAACCAGGAGGGCUCGUGCGGCUACUUCACGCGGGCCAACCAGCGUCUGCGCUACCAGGAGCAGUUACCCGGGGAGGGUCUGUCGGAGGCCUGGUCGCUGGAGGAGCUGGUCGGUCUGGGCCGACGCAUCCGCGCCUGUCCCUACUACGCCGGCCGAAACCUGAAGGAGGACGCCGACAUCGUGUUCUGUCCGUACAACUACCUGAUCGAGCCCUCCAUAAGGGAGUCAAUGGAGAUCAGUCUCAAGAACCAGGUGGUGAUUCUGGACGAGGCGCACAACGUGGAGGACAGCUCGCGGGAGGCGGCCAGCGGCUCGUUCCAGCAGGCGCACAUCCAGGACGCCAUCCGCGACCUGGAGAAGGCAGCCUCCGGGCAGCGGCAGACCCAGUUCGAGUGCAGGGACAUGGCCCGGAUGCUGUCUCACAUCAGCCAGUGGAUGGACCGACACUCCGACCGGCUGGAUCAGUACAAGGAGUUUGACAGGGGCUGUCGGGUGUUCAGCGGAACAGAGAUGGUGGCCCACUUUACCACCAUGGGCAUCGGACACAAGGAGUUCCCCGAUAUACAGCGUUCGUACGGCGCCAUCUAUACCGAGGAGGAUUUUAGGACUAAA